Rotaria sordida is the source of this 1500-nucleotide messenger RNA. The record is from the annotation of a GenBank genome assembly. NCBI's taxonomy places the organism in Eukaryota, Metazoa, Rotifera, Eurotatoria, Philodinida, Philodinidae.
AUGACUUUUGUUCUUGUUAAGAGUUUUGUAGAAGUUUAUGAUUCUCGUACUGAUAUAUGUCUAUCAGAUUCUGUUCGAUCAAAAAAUUCUGAAUCAAAAUCAAAAUCAACAUCAAUACGAUCUGUUCUAUACUAUCUUUGUUCAACACAUUCAGAUUGUCAAAGUUUAGAAGAAUAUCUUGGUAUCGAUAAAUUUGAUGUUGGUGAACCUAGUGAAGAAUUUAAAAAUCUUAUUAAACAAUUUACUAGAGAAUCUAAACCGGAAAAUAAAAAAAGUCAAGAAUUUGAUAAUAUAUUAAAGAAGAUUAAUCCAAGUAUAACAUUUACUGGUGAUCAGAGAGGUGGUGAUUUUGAACAUUUAUUUCGUGGCAAUCGACCAGAUUUCAUAUGGUCCAUUAAUAAUAAUUUUUAUCCAUGGAAUAUCGUCUCAAUAAUUGAAAAAAAAAGCAAUAUUAUCAGACAAAAUGAUAUUUCUCAAAUGUUGGAGUAUUUAAGAUCAAUUGUUAAAGUAUUUCCUGAACGAAAAUAUGCCAUCGAAUGUUUAACAAAUUAUAAACGAAUAAUUUUUGGUAAAGUAUCAAUAAUUAAUGAUAAAUUUCAGUACGAGAGAUUUAGCUCCGACAAUGUACUUGAAAACUUUUGGAAAUUUCUACAUUGCAAUAAAAAUCAUUUAGGAUAUGUACAAUUUUCUAUUCCAAAUGUUUUCGAAAUUAAAUCAUUAUUAGGUAGUGGUGCAAAUGCUAUGGUGUAUCGAAUUUCAUAUAAUAAUAUUGAAUAUGCAAUGAAAAUUUCAAAUAAAAUGUCAAGAAAAGAAUAUGAUAUAGUUCAACAAAUGAAAGGUUAUAUGAAUAUAUCUGAUUUAGAUUAUAAAACGAUUGAAAUCGAUGUUCAAGAAGGUUUUAUUUUAUCAAAUCCAGUUGGAACAAUGAUAAAGAAUGAUGAUAUAUGUAAAAAAAAAUAUAUUAUUCAAAUAUUAAAACAAUUAGCUAUUGUUCAAAAAACUGGAUAUGUACAUCGAGAUAUUCGAAUACAUAAUAUAAUAUUAGAUAGGAAUGAUUAUGCAUAUUUAAUUGAUUGGAAUUCAUCAACAUUUAAUGGUUUCAAAGGUGAAUAUGAAGGUGCAUUUAUAACCGCAUCAACACCUGUAUUGAAACAAUAUUCAUCAUCAAAUGGUAAACAAGUCUCAAGUUAUUAUGCUGAUGAUUGGAUAUCAAUAAUUUAUAUGAUAUUGUUAUCUCGUUGUUCAAAAGACAAAAAAAAAGACUUACAGAUUCAUGCUGGUGACGGUAUAGCUUAUGAGUUAAUAAUUGACCGUCGAGAGAUUUUAGAAAAUAAAGCAAUUCUACCAAAUGAAACUGAUUUAUUAAAUUAUAACAAAGAAGUUAUUGAUUGUCUAUAUGAAAUAGAACUUGAACGAGAAAAUUUAACAAAUAUCGAUGAUUUAUAUAAACGAUGUAUGAAAUUAAUUGAAGCAAUGCUCAAAUAUGGUUUGGUAUCAUAA